UUUCAAAGCAACGAAAAGCAUCAACACUCUAUAGUCGAUUAGUAUCAGUCCAUUCAAAUGUGUUUUUUAAAUUGGUUGUGAUCUGUAUUCUGUUUUUAUACAUUAAUACUUAUAGCAAAGCUGCAAUUUGGCUGCUAAAGAGGAUCCUUGAAUCAUCCCUGUAAGAACUUUCAUAUAUGAGAUGUUGAGAAACUGGCUGUAGCAAACUAUCCUGAUUAAUAUGUCAAUACGGGUGGUAUAUUUCCAUUUAAACACCAGUAUCACUUCACAUGAAUGCAAGUGUGUGUAUAUAUAUAUAUAUAUAUAUAUCAAUUGUUAAUUGUGCAUUAGAGAGCCAUAAGAUAAAAGCAGCAAUGUAAAUGAAUCCUAAAAAUAAAUAUUCUUGGGUUAAACUUGCAAUUAAGAUCUGCACACUUUGACCGACCCCCUCUCUCUACAGAACCUCCUUCCAUCUUAAGAUCCAAAUCAAAUUUAUGGUUACAGAUUGCAAUCAUAAAGACAAACCAACAAUUUCCCUUUAACCACUUUUGGGCCUUCGAGUCAUGCACGAAAAAACAUGUGGGCUUAUAAUCAAUCAAAUGAAGCACAGACAUAUUUUGUGGGAGCUACAGACCUAUGUCUGUAGCUCCCACAAAAUACAGUAAUGCAGUAAUGCAGACAGUAAUGUGUUGCCGUUGCAUUUGCUGAAUAAUGAGAGAAAACGAGGCAUCACAACUGUAUGUGAAAAGCCUCUGUCAUCAAAAAUCAUUGAACUUGUAUCUGUAUUAUUGAUCGGGAGCCAAUCGUAGUGAAGGGUUUGUUUUGGGGAGGAGCUGCGUGUUUAGUGCUUGUUGGUAUGGGAAUGAUACUGAAAACCCAACUCUGCUGCCCUGUGGGUGUUGUGAUUGUGAAAGGGACCGCCGCUCCAACAUCCAAACCUCCAUCACCUCAGUGUGACUACUCACAAAGGUAGGUGUGACCUUUUUUCAUUAUUAUUAACAGCGAGAUUGGUUUUUGAUCAAUCAAUCAUUUCUUAUCAGCACUUUUUACUUGUUUGUUUUUCCAAAUGAAUCAUAAUGAUGUAGAUGAUGAUACUACAUCAUUCAUAUGUUUUUCAUCAGCCUGUAAUAAUGUAUGGUGCCAAUAACAGCUGGGAAAAACAGAUGCCUUAUGAAAGGGAGAAACGUGAUCACAUGCAUAAUACCCAGUUAAUCCCAGUGUUGACACAGGGAGCGUGUGGAUUGUUCUGGAUGUCUGUUGUGUCCGUGCUGGAGGCGAGCAUGUGACUUUGGAUGUGCAGGGAGCAAAAUUAAAAGCUUUGAUGAAACUUUGAAUGACAACCAGCAGAGCGUAAAUAUAAAAGGGGAGCAGCUUCGGUAAAGAGAGAGUUAUUUUGGCCUUCACUUUUUUAAUCAGUACGUGCGUGUUUUUGCAGGGUGCAGUUCCCCAGUCAUGACUGUCCAGCAGAAGCUCCUCUCCCUGUGGGUUUUGCUGUUGCUUAUGGCAGCACUGUGCCCGCAGCUUGCGGACGGUAAGCGAGGAGGCAUCUUCAAGGGUCGAGGAAAAGGCGAUGGCAAUAAACCGCCUUCCUCCAAAAGCCAAGGCCUCUCCAAGCAGGGCCUGAAGUUGGCAGGAGCAGCAGCAGCAGCCGGCAUCCUGGGGGGCACGGGCACCGGGUACGGGCUGGGGUUCCUGGGCAAGCCGAAGCAUCAUGGGGGUCGUCACGGCCACAAGUCUUCCUCUGAGAAAGAUCAGCGGCCUCAUCGCGACGAAGGCCGAGGACGUCAGAACCAGUCCCUGUGGAGAGCCUUAGUUAACACGGCCACACCCGCUCACCCGACUAACAUCUUUCUCACAGUUGGACAAGUGGCGUCUUUCCUCGUAGCAGCCUGGAUAGCAGAUAUUUAAUCUAACCUCGGAUCACUGGGAUGAAUCGUCCGAUCAAAUCAAAUAAAGGCUUGUUUGGAUAAGCGAUCCUCCCUGUCCACUCUGCUUUAAUAUGAGAUGAUUAUAUUGGUCCAAGCUUCAACUUAAAAUAGUCAUAUAUGCGUUAUAUGAAUGCAGAGCCAUAGCUACUUAAGUUAUGUCUGCAGUAAAUUA
Molecule: messenger RNA, 2079 nt
Organism: Hippoglossus stenolepis (Pacific halibut)
Lineage: Eukaryota; Metazoa; Chordata; Actinopteri; Pleuronectiformes; Pleuronectidae
Gene: sprn2
Product: shadow of prion protein 2
Exons: 1
Coding region: 1432-1887 (151 amino acids)
Source: RefSeq, a predicted model, not a curated record